UGGGUUGCAGCUAAGAACUAGUCCCCAGUCUUUGGCUAUAGACGAUAUUGUGGAAGAACUCCCAACUUUAGCGAAUCCGUUGUGAUCUCCAAUGGUCAGUGACUUUUCUCUCAGUUCAAUCUCAAACCCCGGGUGGAAUUUUUUCUUAUCGCCUUUCUCAUAACACUAUUCCAGCCAGCACAAUAACUUAUCUCUGGCUGCAGGGAAAAACAAAUAGCCUAUGCCUGUACUUUGGAAAUGGGAAAAUAUGUUGAAGAUGUGUUUCUCGGAACAAAGCAAUACGUUCAUCACUGAAGAGUGCAUUCAUCCUGUGCCGAAAAAACCAUCGGUGCAAACUGAUCAAAGGACGAAAUUCCAUGAACUUUUCAGGACUUGUGUGUCAGGGUCAGGUUUGUACGUCGGACUGUGUUGGAACUGAUUCUGCAGUCCAAGUCUGGAGAGUGAGCUCUUUUUCUGAUCGGCCUUGACCAAUGCGAAAAGCAGCAAGGCUUUCACCUUGCAGGAAGCAUUUUAGCCUCUGGAUUUUCAGCUGUUCCCACACCGCUUUCUGUCAAGCGCAAUUACUCAGUUUAUGGUUGACUUCCCUGGCUGACUUGGAAUAACUUCAGUUAAGAAUUCACUUGUCCGGGAAAAUGUGCAGAGUGUUUGUUUUGCAAAGUGAGCUCCCAUAAACCAAGAUGAGGAGGAAGGGUCAUUAGAGAGAUGCCGUUCAACAGGAACUACGCUUCAGAGGGGUCUUCGGUUUGGGUGACCCAUCCCUUCAUGAGACACGUGGAGAGCACAUCUCUAAGAGCCUCCACUCCUCUGCCUAGUCAGCCCGACUGGUAUGGGUAAUGGUGCGAAGGAAGGUCAAGUGCGUUUAAAACAGAAUGGCGUGGAGCCAAUCGUACCCGCCCAUGUUAUGUCUGAGGGGAGCCAAGAGAAAAAGAAAGUGAUCAACAACCUGAUGGCUGGCGCGUUGGCUGGUGCUGUUGCAAAAACCGCAGUCGCCCCGUUGGACAGGACGAAAAUCAUAUUUCAAGUGUCGGCAAAAAGAUUUUCUGCCAAGGCAGCCUACAGGUUGAUCUACCACACCUACCUCCAUGAGGGCUUCUGGAGCCUGUGGCGCGGCAACUCGGCCACCAUGGUCCGGGUGAUCCCCUAUGCUGCCAUCCAGUUCUGUGCCCACGAAGAGUACAAGCAGCUCCUGGGAAGCUACUAUGGCUUUCACGGAAACUAUCGGAGAGCGUUGGCUUUGCACAACCGGCUCUUUCCCGAGUCUCUGUCAUGUGCCCAGGGCGGAAUGUUGGCCAAGUUCUCCGUCCGAGCAAGCAGGUUACCUGGCGUCCCCCUGGAGAGGGGUGUUGGCAGCAAGCCAGUCGGUAACGUCUGGGGCGGGGCUGUGUGUCUGUGCUUCGACAGGUACAGCAACAUCCUGCACGUCUUCAUCCGGAUCUCCCGGGAGGAGGGGCUGAAGACCUUGUACAGGGGCUUUGCGCCCACGAUCCUCGGGGUGAUCCCCUACGCCGGGCUCAGCUUUUUCACCUACGAGUCGCUGAAAAAGCUGCACGCAGAUCACAGCGGGAGAGCCCAGCCGUACCCCGUGGAACGUCUCGUGUUCGGUGCCUGCGCCGGCUUGAUCGGCCAGUCGGCCUCCUACCCUCUGGACGUGGUGCGUCGGCGAAUGCAGACGGCGGGGGUCAUGGGACACGUGUACAGUUCCAUCCUCCUCACCAUGCGGGAGAUCAUCCGAGAGGAAGGACUGAUCCGAGGCUUGUACAAAGGACUCAGCAUGAACUGGGUCAAAGGUCCAAUCGCCGUGGGAAUAAGUUUCACGACCUUUGACAUCACCCAGAUCCUUCUCCGUAAAUUGCAGCUGAGUGCGAAUAUCGAGAGGUAGUGGUACCCUCCCCAAAGGCUCACAGGGGAGAAGGACCGUGUGUGUAUGGGGGACAAACACUAGUAUUGCCCCGUCUUCUCAGCGCUGCCCCCUUCGGCUUUACUUUUUGUUUUUCUCUUUUUUUAAUGAGCCUCCAAGUUCUCUCCUAACCCAGAUCUGCCACUAACCUUCACUAAGAACUCUCCCCGUGGUUCUGGGUAACAGCAGAGCGGCCUUCUCUAGGGGUGCUGUGUUUCACUCUCGUGUUUCACUUUUUCACACCAGGAACUGAGCCUGCCAAACACACUAAGCUGCAGCCGGCUCCUCUCCUGGGAUUAGUGGGCAGAUGAGGGAGCUUUGGAUAAUAGAAGAACGGAUGCGAUGCUGGAAAUUAGGAUGGAGAAAGCAGUCCCUGCGAGGCAGUUCUUAGUAACUACACAUCUGUAAGCCUCCCGUCAAGCAGUAUUUCAGUCCCAGCCUGCAGGGAACUUCAUAUGAGCGCCAAGAGGGUUAAUAAGCCUUUGAAAGAGCGCGUCUAAGAUUUAACUGGUUUUUUUAAUUGAAUUAAUUUCAAACCGUUUUUUCCUCCAAACUGUGGCCGUCUGCUCUGGCUGGAAGUAUCGCUCUCUUCAGAUAUCGCUCGGUCUGGACAAAAACUUUCCACCUCAGCUGUGCCCCUCUCCAACGUUUCCAAAGACCGAGAGACGGGGGAGAUCAGCUUUCAGGCCUUCCUUCAGCACCGAGCCCGAGCUGGGCUCCAGUUUACAAUAGAAACACAGUGUUGCUUUCAGGCUACUUUUAAAAACCUCUUUGUCCUUGGUCUGUGGUCUUCAAGGCGGUAGUUUUUGGAAGGAUUUAGCAGAUUGCAGUAUUAAGACCGGAGAUUUAAAGGGGGAAGUGUUCCAUACUCCAAGUGUAACCGAUUUUAUCCUUCAUGACUAUGGUUGCAGUGUGAGAAUAAACUGUGUGUGUGUUUGUGUGGGGGGAGGGGCACUUUUCAAGGUGACUGCUUUUGAAUGGGUUCAACCUUAUCUUUAUCUAAAGCUAUGGGUGUGGCUUUGGAACGCGCUGUGUGUGUGUGUGUGUGUGCGCAUGCAUGUGUAGGUCAUGUCACUGCAGCUGAUUAACUUUGAUCCCAUUAGCUUAUUCUUAGAAUCAUGCUGGAAAAUAUUACUCUGGGUAAACUGAGUCUGUAAUUGUUACCCCCUGGGAAUCCUGCCAGUCCUUCCCAGGUGCCAGCGUGAAACAGACCCUAGUGCACCUUUUGAGUGUGACUGUUCAAUGCUGAUAAUGUUUUUGGAAUCAGAGCUUUGAGAAACUCAAAGACAGGUGGCUUUAUUUUCAACAUGGCACACAAGAAAGGUGGGAGAAUUGUCCAGCCUUCUAGAAUGACCCCAAUAUCCCCGCACCUCCGAGCACGAUACCCUCUCAGAUACUCCUUUCCACGUGGCAGGACUGCUUGCUUGUUUGGAUCCGAGAGGGAGUAGAGGGCAUCAAUUGUUUGUCAUUAAAAGCUGUCCCUUCCGGACACAGAUCUUCAUUAUUGUUGACAUUCAAACCUUGUAUCAAGAGUUCAUUUGCGAGAUUGAAGCUAAUUGCACAGUUGGAAAAUUAACCCCUCUCUUCUUUCGGCUUUGCGCCCACUCUUGGGAGCAGAACCUGCCUCGCAUGCCAAAUAUUUUCAUCGUGAUUAAUGACAGGCAGCUGCUCCAGCCCUGAGUCUGUUCUCUUCUCGUGGGGUUGGCCAGACAGUCUAGAUAGGGCGUCUUGGUGUGCACUUUUCUUUUAGGGCCAGUAUUGUGCCAAGAGCACAGAUUGGUCAUAACCUUUGGAAGGUGUCUGGCGGAAAGACCAUCUCCAGUGUCAAGCCAACGUCUCUGGUCACUUUUGUCGAAGUACAAAGUCAUUUGAUUAAAAAAAAAAAAAAAA
This is a messenger RNA of Pelodiscus sinensis (Chinese soft-shelled turtle), 3787 nucleotides long. The record is from RefSeq and is a predicted model, not a curated record. NCBI's taxonomy places the organism in Eukaryota, Metazoa, Chordata, Testudines, Trionychidae.